Notothenia coriiceps (black rockcod) is the source of this 1887-nucleotide messenger RNA. It is a transcript of the gene pitx1, whose product is annotated as paired-like homeodomain 1. Bases 230 to 1126 code for a protein of 298 amino acids. Gene Ontology annotation, molecular function: DNA-binding transcription factor activity, RNA polymerase II-specific; RNA polymerase II cis-regulatory region sequence-specific DNA binding. Gene Ontology annotation, biological process: regulation of transcription by RNA polymerase II; anatomical structure morphogenesis. The record is from RefSeq and is a predicted model, not a curated record. NCBI's taxonomy places the organism in Eukaryota, Metazoa, Chordata, Actinopteri, Perciformes, Nototheniidae. Gene Ontology annotation, cellular component: nucleus. The transcript has 3 exons.
UUUUCCCUGCACUGAGCACUCACUGUUGUUGAGGGACAAGGGGCUUCGUAUUUUCUAUUUCUAAGUCUUUUCAUCUUGGAAAAACAACACUAUCGUUGGAGAUUCGCUUUGUCUGAUUCGUCCCCUCAUGUCGUGGUGGAAUUUUUAAGCUGUUGAGGAAAAAACGUUGUGCACUCCCAAGGAUUCACCCAGUUUCCUCUUUUGUACGCAUCCUUCUCUUCAAGGUGGGAUGAAUUUGGACAGAAUCGCAGAGGCAGUGAGAGCCCCGCCGGCCCGCGACGUGGCCCCCGCGUUUCAUUUACCGAGAACUUCCAACAGCAGUCGAGAAACUUUAGAGAACUCAAGCAGCGAGUCUUCAGACACAGAGUUGCCAGAAAAGGAGAGAAGCGCUGAACAAAGGAGCGAUGACGGGAACGCGGAUGAUCCGAAGAAGAAGAAGCAGCGGCGGCAGCGGACUCACUUCACCAGCCAGCAGCUGCAGGAGCUGGAAGCCACUUUCCAGAGGAACCGCUACCCAGACAUGAGCACCAGGGAGGAAAUCGCUGUGUGGACCAACCUGACCGAGGCCAGAGUCCGGGUGUGGUUCAAGAACCGCCGGGCUAAGUGGAGGAAGCGGGAGCGCAACCAGCAGAUGGACCUGUGCAAGAACAGCUACCUGCCGCAGUUCAGCGGCCUCAUGCAGCCCUACGAAGACAUGUACCCGGCCUACACCUACAACAACUGGACCAACAAGGGCCUCACUCCGGCGCCUUUAUCCACCAAGAACUUCACCUUCUUCAACUCCAUGAGCCCCCUCACCUCGCAGUCCAUGUUCUCCGCUCCUAACUCCAUCUCCUCCAUGACUAUGGCGUCCGGGAUGAGUCACUCCGCCGUGACGGGAAUGCCCACCCCGGGCCUCAACAACAUCAGCAACCUGAACGGGAUCGGUACAUCCGGGAUCAACUCGGCCAUGUCGUCGUCCGCAUGUCCAUACGGGCCCCCCGGCUCUCCGUACAGCGUUUACCGGGACACUUGUAACUCCAGCCUGGCCACCCUCAGACUAAAAUCCAAACAGCAUCCAACUUUUGGAUACAGCAGCCUGCAGAGUCCCGGAUCCAGCCUGAACGCCUGUCAAUACAACAGCUGACGGGCAAACAAGCCUAAAUCCUAUCUACAACUAUAAAUAAAUAUAUAUGUGUUGAACGGACACGGUGUCAAAGCUUUCAGGCUAUACCUGCGGAUGGGGGGGGGGGGGGUCAAAUACAACUAAACUGGAUUAGUUGCAGACAGAUUCAAAAAAAAAAAAGGAGAGAAAAAGGAUUAUGCGGGUUAAAUGUGUUUACCGAUGGACUUGAACAGCAAUUGAAAGGUCCAUUUUUGGGGAUUUAAAAAAUGAUGAAGACUUGUUACAUUGCUGCAUUGUACAUAUAAAAAAGUGUAAAUAUAUACAGGUCUAACGUAUAAAACAGACGAUGGGAUUUUUUUUUUCUUUUUUUGUGCUUGCUUGCUUUUCAGAACAGCUUGCGGGGUCUCGAUUUACAUAAGGUUUUGCAAGAAAAAUAUAUAUAAAGUUUCGUGCAUAUCAUGAAUCCAGACUCAAUUAGAGAAAGGUAGCCUAUAUUGUACAUAUAUUAUACCGCUUCUGUGUGCUUUCUAUUAACCGUUUGCAGACUCCCACCGGCCCGUUUGACUCCAUGACGCCUCCCGUUUAGUGAUUUUACUUUGAAAUGUUUUUACAUGUUGUUUGUUGAAUAGAAAACUCCGCAUGUUUAAACUUGAAUGCAACGUAUUUUGUACGAUAAUGUAAGUGUUUGCAGAGCUAAGUUCAUUAGCCUAAAGUGUAUACAAAAGGUGAUUCAAAGUCCCCAUGUGCUUAUGUUAACAUGUUUGUUUGAAUAAACUCCAGGA